Messenger RNA from Talpa occidentalis (Iberian mole), 432 nucleotides. Its product is annotated as keratin-associated protein 21-1-like. Gene Ontology annotation, biological process: hair follicle development. The record is from RefSeq and is a predicted model, not a curated record. Bases 1 to 432 code for a protein of 143 amino acids. The transcript has a single exon. Lineage: Eukaryota; Metazoa; Chordata; Mammalia; Eulipotyphla; Talpidae.
AUGUGUUGCAACUACCUUGGAAAUUACUAUGGUAGCUAUGGCUGUGGCCUUGGCUAUGGCUGUGGCUAUGGUUCCGGGUAUGGCUGUGGCUACGGUUCUGGAUAUGGCUGUGGCUACGGUUCCAGAUAUGGCUGUGGCUAUGGUUCUGGAUAUGGCUGUGGCUAUGGUUCCAGAUAUGGCUGUGGCUAUGGUUCCGGAUAUGGCUGUGGUUACGGGUCCAGAUAUGGUUGUGGUUAUGGUUCCGGAUAUGGCUGUGGCUAUGGUUCUGGAUAUGGCUGUGGCUAUGGUUCCAGAUAUGGCUGUGGCUAUGGUUCUGGAUAUGGCUGUGGCUAUGGUUCCGGAUAUGGCUGUGGCUACGGUUCUGGAUGUGGGGCUUCCUGGUGUAGCUACCGACCAGUUGUUUACAGGAGUUGCUAUUCUUCCUGUUGCUAA